AUGGACGACACGCGGUCGCAAUCCGGGCCUGUGGUGGCGCAGCGGGUGAUGUAUGAUGCGGCGGGCAACAACUUUGUGAUGACGUACGAGCACGAAGACCGGCUGUGCGUGGCGGUGGUGAUGGCCGACUCGCUGGAGCAGGUCGGGUCUGUGGUGGCCAAGGACGGUGACGCAUCGUCGAGCGCUGCAAGCGAGCCUGGCAGCGCGCCGGCGACCGUGCUGGGGUACACGCACGCCAAGCGGGCACGCGUACUUGUGGGCGUGGACGAGCGGUUUGCGGUGUGCCCGGUGGUUGACUCUGUCAUCAACCUGCCUUCGCAGGUCGGCGAUCCGGCGUUGUAUGCGCCAGCGGGGACGGUGACGUUCUCGCUUGCGCACCGCGACGCGGCCAAUAUGCUGUUGGGCGUCACGCCUGUGGAGACCUCGACGCGGUUUGCCAAUGACAGCCUCCGUGAGCAGGCUCUCGCCUUUCUCAACACGCCGUCGCCGGCGUCGCUCGGGGCUGCGUGGAAGAUGCUUGUGUUCAACGGGUCGAGUGCGGAUCUGAAGCGGCUGGUGGGCAACGACGUGGCGCAUGCGGACGGCCUGGCCAUGGCGACGGGCACAUCGUCGAAGAACUCGUCGUACUACUCGGAGGCGUACCGUCUGACGACGCUCUCAAGCUUCCCGGACCACAUGGCGCCGUGGAUGGCGCAGGAGGGCUACUACGGAUCGGGCCUCUCGGCGUUCUGCGCCUCGUGCGGCUACUCGGUUAACCUCUCGAGCCUCAACGUCGACGAGUGGCAGGUCGCGCUGCCGCACUCGUCGACGUGCCAGCUCGAGACGUGCAACAUUCCGAUUGACCGGUCGCUGGCGCACAAGCCGGCGUCGACUCAGCCGCGGACCGUGGCCACCGGCCCGGUCUCGCCGCAGGCCUUUUACGUCAUUGACGCCGAGGGACAGAUCUCGAUGUACACCACUUCGGCUUCAGUUCUGCUUUCGCAGACCCGGGCCCGCCAGUGGCUCAUGAUUCAGCGGGCGGCUGACCGCGCGUCGGCGUCGUCGUCGUCGUCGGCGUCGUUCUCGUCGGCGCAGCAGCAGCAGAAAGAGGAAGAUAUGCUUGCUGCUGCCAUCGCUGCCUCGCUGCAGGAGCAGUCAUCGCAGAGCAAGGUCUCGGAGUUUAUGGGCGACACCGCCGGCAUGUCCGAGGACGAGCUCCUCGCGCAGGUCAUGGCUAUGUCGCUGGCCGAAGCCGAAGCUUCCAGCGCGAAACCCGCUGUUACUGAUGAUGGCACCGCAACCGACGGUGCUGACGGCGCGGACGGCAGUGUCAGCGCCGAGGUCGAGACGCCGGCGGUCCCAAUGUUCGAGGUUGGCCUUGCGGUCUGUGUUGCGGCGGAUGCCGCGCUCAUCCUCAAGCUGCCUGCCGGGAUCGAGGUCGAAACCAAGGCCGAUGCCGAGGCUCCAGCUGGAGCCGCGGGCGCGGGCAACGACGACACCGAGAACGCUCCUGCUGCGGCCGAGGCCGAGGCCGAGUCUGGGCUCGAAUCGGAUGCGACGCCGACGGCCGGCAGCAUGAUGUCGAGCCUGUUUGGCGGCAAGACGCCGACGUCUGACAAGGCUAGCGCUGGGUCGGCGGCGACGACGGCGUUUCCGGCCGUGGACAGCGAGUCUGGGCUCGAUUCGGAUGCAACGCCGACGGCCGGCAGUAUGAUGUCGAGCCUGUUUGGCGGCACGACGCCGAAAUUUGGCAAGGCGACAGCUGGGAUGGUGGCGUUUCCCUCCAAGGGCAGUGAGUCGGACCUCGAUUGGGAUACAACGCCGACGGCCGGCAGCAUGAUUUCGAGCCUGUUUGACAGCACGGCCCCGUCGGGCAAGGCGAAAGCUGAGACGAAGGGCGGCGAGGGCUUUGGCGAAGUCAACAAGAUCUUUGACGGCAUUGGCUUUGUGCUGGCUAUGCGGUCGAACACCAACUCGGCCAACAACCACGCGCCGGUGGACGCGCUGCUGUACUUUUCGGGCAAACUCGAUGCCGCCAACGAGGGUGUGGCGCGCGCCGACGAGAUCAUCGAGCUCGAUGGCAAGGUCACGAGCGUAGCGGCAUCGUCCAACUCGUCGCUGGUGCAUGUGGCAAUCGAGCGCAACGGAAGCAUCUUCCUCCGCACUUACUUUAUGACGCUCGAACGACUGGUUUUUGUGGGCGAGAGCGCGCUGGCGACCGGCGCUCCAGUUGUCCGGCUCGUACCGCUGCUGGUAGGCGGCGACAGCUCGAUGCAGACCUUUGCCGCCGACGUCUUCCACGAGCUCAAUAAGCCGUCCAACGACAAGAAGUACGGCUGCGAGAUGCUUAUUGCCCUCGACAACACUGGCGGCGUCUUGGCCUUUGAGGUCACCGGCGGUGUGGUGCGGUCCGACGAGUCCGAGAGUGGCCUAGUCGUGCCGCUGGCACCUGCCAACGCGCUCGGUGCAGCCAUCCUCUGUGCAGCCAGCGGAACUGGCAUUGCCGACGUCACCUACGUCCCGUCGGCACAUGUCCUUGCCCUGCUGCGGACCGAUGGCUCGAUGCGAUUCCUCUCGACCGAGACCAAGAGCGUCGUGGCAGCGUCUGCGUCUGCGUCUGCGUCUGCGUCUGAAGCUGCCACGCCGACACCGACGCCUACAGUCUCUGACACGUCGGCACUCACGGUCCAGGCGCUGGCAGGACUCGGCGCUGCGCUUGUUUCACGCCCGCUCAGUUUUGAAGGCGAUGUGCAUCCAGUGUUCACCGUGCGGGGGGCGGGCUUUCACACGACGAGCUGCCUUGUGGCGACGUCAACCGACGCCAAGCAGAACUCGCCCGUGGUGGCGCGGGCGCGACUGGAGAAUCCAACCAUUCUGCACUCGAUCUCGCUGAAGCUCCAGUUCCGCAAGGGCAUCCAGGCGUCCUCGCCGCAUGCCGACCGGAUGUACAAGUUGGUUAUUUCCGAGGCACGCUCGGCGUACACUUCCGAGACCAGCUCCUCGCUCCGGGUCGAGAUGGAAGUCAACCUCAAGGAUCUGACGGCGCCGUCGGCCGCCGAGCGGGUCCUCACUGUUCCGAUCAUGCACGCCGGGCCGAUCUCCUCGCUCCACGUGUCGUUCACCCCGAUCAUCACCGACGAAGAGCUGUCGGCCGAAGCUGCGGCUGCGGCUGCGGCUGCGGCUAAGGACGAAGCCAAGGACGAGGCCGAGGCCGAGGCAGCGACCGCGGCAGCAAGCGCUGACAAGUCCGAGACCGAAGGCGAGGCCGAGGAGACGGCUGCAGCUGCAGACGCAGACGCGGCGGAUGCUGAUGCUGAUGGCAAGAGUGCGCCCCCGCCCCCGCCCCCGAUGCCGACUUCGGGUGAGCUGCCCAAGACGAAGAUCGCGCCAUCCAAGGAGCUGGCGAACACUGUCACUGGUACUGCUCCCAAGGCCAAGGUUAAGCCAGACGCACCGUACGCGUUGCUCACGUUCUGGCUGGAGAUCCGCGAGCGCGUGGACGCAGCGCCAUGGGCUGUCGAUGCGCUGCCGAUAGUCUCCGAGUCGGCGGCGCUGCAAGCGCAGCUUGUGCAGGUUCUCAACAUGGAGUCUGCUGUGCCGAGCCGGCUGGAGGCCGCGGCGCGGAUUCUCAACAAUGUGCUUCCGACAGUGGCCGGCCAGCUGAGCGAGGCGCAGAUCGAACUCCUUGGCAGCAUUGAGCUGGACAAGCUGCUUGUCAACGGCGUACUCUCUGCACCAUCCGAGGUUGUGCCUUCGGCGGCGACGCUGCUACAGCUCGCGCUGGCCGCGCGGGCACAGGCGGCGGAUGUGACCGACGACGAGCUGCGCGAGACGAUCAACUCGCUGGUGGGCGAGGCAGUGGCGGCACUUACUGCGCGGAAGACGACACUCGACGGCGCCAAGGCUGUCAUCCGCAUCCUGCAGUCGAAUUGGGACGCGUUUGGCCCUCUCGCGUUUUCGGCAGCGCAGAACGCACUCUGCGAUCUGGGCCGUGAGUUGGCGGAAGCCGAGGCAGGUGAUCCGGCCAGAGCCCAGCUCUCCGCGCUCCAUCCCGAGUACAACCCCGGCGUGUUGCUGAACAAGCACGUGGCACCGCUGGUGGUGGUCGACUCUGCGCUGCACUCGACGGCAAUGGCGAACACGGUGAGCAACGCGUUUGCGCCGAUCUCGAUCCUGCACAGUUCGACUAAGCAGCUUCACGCGGCCCAGCUGUGGGACACGUACGACAUCACCGACUCGCUGACCUGCAUUGGCUCAGCCAAGGGCGCGUCGUACUCGACAAAGACCAUCCGCUUUGGUGACUACAACAUCUCGUCCACCGUCCCGUUCUGGGUCGCGUUUGAUCUUGGGACGCCCACGCGUCUUGACCUCAUCACGCUGCCGAACACUUCGUAUGUCAUGGGUCUCUCCAUCCUCGGUUGGAACGUCGACGGCGGGUCGACCGAGGCGCUCGACGCUGCCCACGCCAGCGCGGCUUCGGGUCACAUCCCUGCCGGUGCGACCAAGCUCCUCGGGUCGUCGCAGCUCUCGGCCGACCACACCGAAGUCGUUGAGGGCCCUGUUGUUGUCCGCUUCCUCCACUUUAAGUGGAUGGCGUCGUACCACGGCACCAUGAGCAUCUCGGGCGUGUACGGCGUGGCCAACGUGCCGGCACCAGGAGCGCCGCUUGAGGCGCAGCUGACUGCGCUCGCCGAGCGCGAAGCUGCAGCGGCUGAGGCUGCAGCCGCUGCUGUCGCCGCUCAGGAGCAGCUCCGCGAGGCCUUGUCCGUGGCUACGGCACUGACAGGCGAGGCUUGCGACAGUGACGCUGCGUUCAACACCCAGGCGCUGUACAAGUCGGCGCUGGCAGCGGUGGCCACCCGAUUCUGCUCGCAUCGACUGCUGCUCCAGAUCCGCCGCGACGUCGCCGCCCGCGAAGACAUCGCCAUGUGCGGAAGCGCCGAGGCAUGGACCGAGCCACCACCGGCGCUGGCCGAAUCCCGCGGCCCGCUCGCCGACACGGAUGCCUUUGAGUGUGUUCAUGGCAAGCAGCUGCUCGCUGAGCUGUUCUUCCUCCUCAUGCCUGCAAACGGAGUGCCGCUCAAGACCGUCGAGAUCCGAACGGGCGACGAUGGCAGUACUAAGAAGGUCCAGAAGCUAGCGGUGGCCUUUGAGCCCUCGCUCGACGAUGCCGCCACCAUCUUUGAACAGUUCUGCAUGGCUGGGCCCGUACAGGUGACCAAGGCGGCGAUGACGUACCUGCAGGCGGUGGUGGGUGCGUUCAUGGGCGAUGACUUUGCACCGCUUCCGGCGAUGCUGCUCUCCAGGUUCUUCCGCCAUUCGUCGGAGACCGACACCAGGACCCGGGCGACGGCGUUCCCGCUCGUCGCCGCGCUGGUCUCACCGUCGGCAGUGGCCACCCUCACGACAGUGAUCAUCAAGGAAAUCCGCGAGCUGCUGGUGGUUUCUCCGCUGGACCUCGAGUUCCUCGGCUGGUCGCUGCUCUUCCUCACUGACAUUGUCAAGCGGACGUCGAAUGCAAUCAAGCCUGCGGUAGCCGACGCGGUGGUCUCGGACAAGCUCCUCGGCCUGCUGUCUGAGCUCCUGGCGUCGCCGCCGGUGGCGGCCGACGGCUCGCUGGUGGUCAUCAUUGCCCAGCUUAUUUCAUCCACUGCCAGUCUGCUCCGGGCUUCGGAUGUGGUCAUGCUCUUUGGCGAGUCCUCGUUUGACGAGCUGGUCUCGUCGGUCUAUUCAGCGAGCAUGACGGCAGAUGCGUGGGUAGCGUCAGCGGUGUCGGACAUGAUGCGGGCGCUGACCUCGUUCGAGGCCGGUUCUGGCUCGGGCGCGUCAAGCUCGUCGGGCUCGGCGGCUUGGGCCGACUCGGGCUCGCUCCCGUGGUCCAAGGGUCUCUUUGCCGCCAGCGCGAGCGGGUCCACGCCGGCGCCAGUCCACACCGGCGUCGGCAUCACGCUCGCACCGGGCAACGCCUACAUGGGCGUGGAGAAGAUCCUCGUCAAGACGCCGUCAUCGUCGCCGGCGUCAAGCAGCUCGUCAAGCUCGGCCGGGGGAGCCAGCUCGAGCGAUGCUACGGUUUCCGACAUGGUGGCCAAAGUUGUCGCCAACCUUGCGCCAUCGACGUCGCCGAUCAACCUCAACGGCGUGGCUUCGAUCAACUACGCCGAGCUCAAGGCUCUGACCGCUGCCGAUGCCGAGAAAAAGGCGUCGGUGGCGGACAGCGACAUGGGCGACGGGUCUGGCGAGGCCACCGACAAGGGUGACGACGACGGCGAGGCCGCCAAGACUGCAGCCAUUGCUGCCGCGGAGGCCAAGGCAACCGAAGCUGAGGAGAAGCUUCGGGUCCGUGAGCUUGUGGUGACGCGGGUGGCCAAGCUCUUGGCCAAGCCUGACGAGCUGUCUGCGUCUGCAACGAGCGAACUGCUGUCGAUCAUGUCGACCGCAGUCGACGCGACGGUCAAGGGCAAGGCCCGGGAUGGCGCAUACCCAUCGCUCUCGCCGGAGAACGUGGGCGCGCUGGCUGCGUUCCUGCAGACCCAACCGCCUCCGGCGGUCUACGAGUUCAACCUUGUGCUCAACAUGCUUGCCACUUGCUCAGGCGAUGUGCUUGUGGGCGUGGCGCGCGAGGUUCUGCCUGUGGCGCUCGCGCACCCGGGCGCGCUCGCGGUGAUGAACUCGAUCAACGCGAUUGUGUCUGCGCUCAAAACCUCAGCCGAGGCGCUGCAGGCGCUCGUGGACCUGGUGCUGGCGCUCUGGCCUACGGUUCUGGAGGCGCCGGGCACGAUGUUGGUGUUUUCGUCGAUGGUGUCGACGCUGCAGGCCAGCAUCAGCGACGGCGAGAGUGAGGACAAGGCUUUGACGGGUGUGCAAGUGAGCACGGCCUCGGUUGCGGCGCUCGGCGACGCAGUCCUUGAUCUCAUCUGCCUGGCCAUGUCGGGCUACAAGAUUUCUGACGAGGCGGGCGGCAUCAAGGCGACGUCGGCAGUCCAGACGCACGCGGCGGAGCUCGCCGGCGCGCUGCUGGGCAUCCUCGCUGCACUCGUCGCACAUCCCGCGCCCGAGACGAGCUCAGGCGUGCUACUCGCUGCAGUUGACCCGGUGGCCCUUGGCAUUGUGGUCUCGUUUGUCGAGCUGCGGUCGGCGCGGACGCUUGCCAACAAGGCACGCGACUUGAUGGCGUUCCUGGGCGAGAACGCAGAGGCGGCACAGGUUGCCGUCGCCGGGUGCUUGCAGGUGCUGUCGAGCGAGAAGGGCGCGCGAGCGAUGCAUCUGACCCAGUCGACACGGACAAACGCGGCACCGGUGGCCGAGAACGUGCUGGCGGUGAUGAUGAGUCUGAUCAAGUCGAAGGAAGCUGCCAACGCAUUUGCGGAGCUCGGCGGCCUCGACACGCUUGUCUCGCUGGUGCCGGGCGAUGCCAGCAACAAGAGCGCAAGUGCGGCCGGUGCCAAGACCAGUAUCAGUGCGAGCCAGGGAGAUGCGUCUGCGGCGGUGACUGGUGCAGCGCUGCCGACCUCGUCAGAGUUUGGGCUUGCGGUCAAGCAGGUUAGCUCGGGCAACUCGUCAAGUCCCAGCACGGGCGGCGACUCAACUGUCCGUGUUGUCUCGGGCGAGUGCUCUGUGAUCUCGCAGUCGACCGGGUAUGCAGCAUACCUGGUGGGAACGUCGUCGGGCACCUGGUCCGUUCCGUUUGGUGCAGGCGAGAGCGAGCACUACGUGACGGUCAAGCUGCCGUCGGCGAUGCUUGUGCGAAGCGUGAACGUUAAUGUGCAGCCAAAUGGCUCUUCGGCGUUCUUUGCGAUUCUGGAGCUCUCGAUGCAUGAGAGCAAGCGGUUUGAGCCUGUGGGCGUAGAGGUGUACAACAUGGGCGCGACGCCACCGACAUUCAACCUUCCACCGUCGCACCGGGCCAAGUACCUCAAGCUGCGGGUCAUGAUGCACCCAGGUGCUGCGGCCGGCAUGUCGCUGCAGAUCACGUCGUUGGCGAUCCGGGCGCAGAACUUUGCGGCUGCGGAUGCGGCCGAUGUCGACGGGGCGGCUGGGAGCGGCAAAGCGCGCGUGGCCAAGCUGUCGAUGGCAGGCGUGAUGCGGUACAUGGCACACGUGUGUGCUAUGUCAGACUCGCUGUUUGCGCGUCUUGUCUCGCGCGAUCAAGCGACGUCGCUGAUGCAAAAGCUGCUCGAGGUGUGUGCGACGCCUGCCGGCGCACGAUCGUCGGCGCUCCCGGUCCUGCUUGGCCUGGCACGGCACUCGCUCGAUCUUGGGCUCCACUUUCUGGAGAAGACGCUUUCGGGGAGCGAGCUGACUGAGACGCAUGCCGAGAUGGUGAGCAUGGUGUGCUGGUCCAAGGACGAGAGCUCCAAGGUUGCCUACGCGUACAAGUGGCUGGCGAGCAAGCUUGCCAACGCGAGCGAGGCCAGGUUUUCUCUCGCGCCGUUUGUGGGCGGACUGGCGGAUGCGCUGCGGGUCUCGGGCUAUGUGCCCGAGGAUGUCAACGCCGGCGCGGUUGUUGCGCUCACCGAGUGGGCGACGUCGGCCGGAACCUCGCGCGAGGAUGCGGUGUGUGCGGCCAAGAUGGUUGAUGCCUACGCGGGCAUUCUGGGGACUGAUGUCACCAUGGCGGCAGUGGAGAGCGUGGCGCGCCUCGGCGAGCUGCCAGACGAGGCUGUGGCCGCUGCGGCUGCCGAGGCGAGCAGCGCCAGCGCAGCGCUCGACCCGCGGUUCCAUAUUCUGGAAGCUCUUGUUGGCGCCGAGGAGCGCAGCGCGUGGAUGAUCGCGAACGGGGUGGUGACCCGGAUCCGCGACGCGCUGAAGAGCGCGCUGGCCGGCUCGCACUGGGCCGAGGCCGGGCGCAUGGCGGCGGUUCUCUCCGGCCUGGCCAUGACAAGUGCUGGGCGGGCGGCGCUGGUGGCGCCGGCUGGCGAGCUGUACACUGUUGUGGUCGACGGCGUGGUGGCUGGGAUCAAGGCAAGCGAUGACGUCGGCAACAAGGGCAAGGGCAAGGAGGAGGCAGCGGUGCCGGUGCCACUGUCCUCGGCCGAGGCUCUUGGCGGCCUCCUCAAGACGAUAAGCACGAACGACGGAGUUGAGCAGCAAGUGCUGGCUCGCACGGUGGUGAGCGCGCUCGAGGGCAUGGGCGCGGGUAAGCCGUCGGCGGUGCUGGUGGCACUCCUGGGCGCCGCAGUGCUCGAAGACGAACGGUUUGUGGUUACGGCGUCGCCGGAACCGCUCGAGCUUGCGUUCCGGACAUCGCAGCGCAGCCUGGAGCCAACCGAGUACUUUGCAGGCUCCAAGGUGAUCAACGGGCGGCACGCCAAGAUGCUCAACGGAUGGAUCAAGGACCGCGGGGUGCCGGGGCUUAAGCUGCCUGCAGCGUGGCGGAAGCGGUGGGACUCGUCGAGCGGUGGGGCCACCGAGUUCUUUGAUGCCAUUGUGGGCGCCGGGCCGUUUGUGUUUGUCAUCUCGACGCCGACCGAGGUGUUUGGAGGCUUUUGCUCGGUCAACGUGGAGGCGCACAACUUGCAGAACCAGUACUUUGGCGACGAGAACUGCUUCCUCUUCAACUGCACCAACUCGUCAGUUUUCCUCCCGACCAACGCGUACAACAACCAGUUCCUGUACUCUUGUUCGACAGGCUCGGCGUACUUUGCCUUUGGCGGCGGACACGAUCUCUCGUACUCGUUCGCGUCAACGUCGUCGAACUACGCCAACAUGUACACGUACCAAUGCGCCGAGGCGCCAGGCUCCAAGGUCACAAGCCAGUACAACUUUACGGUGGUCACGGCCGAGGUCUGGAUGCUCGGCGGCCCCGGCAGCGAGCCGGGAGCCGACGGCGCAAGCUCGGCAGCGACCAAGGGCAUGAUGGCGCGGCUGAAGGAGAAGGUGGCGAGCGUGCCGUCGGGCGUGGUUGCAGCGCAUGUCAACCCGGUCUUUUCGGCUGGCGGACAGACGCUCCUGACUGCGCUGCAGGGCAAAGAGGUGCCUGCGUCGUGUGGCUUUGCGCGGAUUGACGGACCGACGACGGCGGUGCUGCGCAAGAAGACUCGCGUGGGCCACCUUGUGGUUCCGGACAGCGGCCCGGGCGUUGCUGAGUUGCGUUACGUCGAGCGGACAAGCGAGUGCCGGGUGGUGAGCCGGAGCGAGAUCGACGUGCGCGAGUCGCCGUUUGUGCGGCUGCCGCAGGCCGUCAACGCGUUUGCAAGCGCCGGCGGGCUCGGGCAGCUACUGCAGAUGGUAGCGGCGAGCUACAACGGGGUUGAGCCGUCGCGGGCGUCAGGCAAGCUGACAUCGUCUGCGCUUACCGAGCUCCAGCUGCUGCUGGACGUGCCUGGGUACGCUGGGGCGUUCCUGGCGUCGCCGGCGUGCAUGCACCUUGUUUUCAAGUCAAUGGGCGUGGCCAUACCGCGGUACCUGGCGGGUGUGGAGGCUGCGGCCAAGAAGGUGGCCGAGGCCAAGGCGAGCUCGGGGACGAGCGCGGCAGAUGGGCCAUCACCAACGGACAAGGCCAAGGACAUGUUCCUGGACGUGCUCAGCUCGCUGCUCACGAUCUCGAGCGACGUGGAGAUGCGGCAGAGCCUCAUCUCGAACGGGGUGCUUGGGGCGGUGCUGGCACGAAUCUCGGAGCUGACCUCGACCGAGCCGCGGCGGCUGACGGCGGAGCAGCAGGCGGCCAAAGACAAGGCCGACGCGGAGCGCAAGGCCAAGCUUGAGCGCGAGCGCGAGAAGAACGCAGACAAGCAAGAGUACUGGGCCAAGGGCACCGGGUACGGAACAGGCUCGACGGCCGAGACCGCAUGGGAUCAGUCCAAGUACGCCGAGGAGAUGGCCGAGCGCGAGCGGCGGGUCGGUCUGCUCCUCGACACGGUCACCGGGUGCGUUCUUGCCAAGAGCGUGCCAGACUCGCUGUUCACGCUGCUGGAGGGCUCGUGCCUCGUGCCGUUUGUGGGCUCGUACCUCCGCAACGACUCGCUGCUAGACAUGGCCAAACACAAGUCGAUCUACCUCGCGCUGAUGCGGCUGGUCGAGGCGCUCUGCUCGCACGACGUGACGCUAGCGCUGUUUGACGACCUCGAGGGCGAGGCGACGAGUGUGUUUGCGCUGCUGAAGAAGCUGCACUCGUGCGCGUCGAUGUUCCUCAAGACGGUCAACAAGAUCGAGGGCAACAGCGAGAAGGGUAAGCGCAAUGGCAAGGAGCCGGCUGCAGAAGAGGCGGCUGACGCCGAUCCCAAGGCGGAGCCGGCUGCUGCAGACGACGGCGCCGAGACCGAGUCGGACGACGAGGCCGAGUCUGAGGAUGGGGAAGCAGCUGGUGCGGGCCGAGGCAUCGGGUUGGGCGACGAGACUGCGGCGUCGCAAGACGCUGGCAAGGCUGUUGCAGCAGCAAUCAUGUCGACGUUCAAGGUGUGCUCUGCGCGGAUGAAGGAGUUUACCAAGGCGAAGAAGGGUGGCGGUGACGGAGCAGCAGUGGCAGCGAGCUCGGGCAAGGGCAAGGAGGCAGCCGAGGGCGAGGGCGAGGAUGAUGCGCGCAAGAUCGAGCUCUACAUGCAGUUUAUGGAGGACCAGCAGUUUGACGAGAUGGAUAUGCAGGAUAGCGGCGGGUACAGCAAGCACCACUAUGCGAGCAGCAUCAGCUCAUCGGGCGGCGACGUGAAGAGCAAGAUGAUGCGGCUGGCGCAGGAGGCGUCUGGCAUCUCGGGCUCACUCCCGCUCUCGUUCGACUCGUCGGUCUUUGUGCGGAUCGACGAGGAGCGGAUGGAUGUGUGGAAGGCGAUGAUCAUUGGCCCUGAGGGCACGCCUUACGAGAACGGAUGCUUUGAGUUCCACAUCUUCUUCCCGGACGCCUACCCGAAGUCACCGCCGCUGGUCAACAUGGAGACGAACGCCAACGGGACGCAGCGGUUCAACCCCAACCUGUAUGCCAAUGGCAAGGUCUGUCUCUCGCUGCUCGGCACGUGGGACGGUGACGCGUCCGAGAUGUGGAACGAGGCUACGUCGACGUUCCUCCAGGUUCUCGUCUCGAUCCAGUCGCUCAUCAUGGUGCCCGAGCCGUACUUCAACGAGCCCGGCUACGAGUCGUCGCGCGGCACGCCGUCGGGCGACGCCGAGAACCUCAGCUACACCCUCAACAUCUACACCUACACACUGCAGACGGCCAUCCUCGGGCAGCUGCGCAACCCGCCCAAAGGCUUUGAGGACGUUAUCCGCGCCCAUCUCUACAUGAAGCGCAAGGAGAUCCUUGCCAUGGCGGCGCGCUGGAAGUCGUGCGCCGCUGGCGCGCAGAACUCGAACUACCUUUCCAAGAUCGAAAAGUUCGAGACCGAAAUCCGCGCCGAGUUUGAAGCCAUGACUCCGCCCGAGCUCCUCUCCGAAGAGCUCGAGAUGGAGGACAACGAGCUGGAGCAGGUCUUUGCCCUCUAGCAUGUGUAAACGUCAAGGAUGCCAA
Molecule: messenger RNA, 12415 nt
Organism: Thecamonas trahens ATCC 50062
Lineage: Eukaryota; Apusomonadida; Apusomonadidae
Product: ubiquitin-conjugating enzyme family protein
Exons: 3
Coding region: 1-12390 (4129 amino acids)
Biological process (GO): negative regulation of apoptotic process
Cellular component (GO): nucleus
Molecular function (GO): ubiquitin conjugating enzyme activity; cysteine-type endopeptidase inhibitor activity
Source: RefSeq, a predicted model, not a curated record